This is a messenger RNA of Paecilomyces variotii, 785 nucleotides long. RefSeq lists its product as hypothetical. The coding region runs from base 217 to 603 and encodes 128 amino acids. The record is from RefSeq and is a predicted model, not a curated record. Lineage: Eukaryota; Fungi; Ascomycota; Eurotiomycetes; Eurotiales; Thermoascaceae. The transcript is spliced from 3 exons.
AGGGGGAAGCUUGCGGGGACUUUGCGCUGACGUCUAGACGAUACGGAAACUAUUCUACUGUAACUACCCAGGCAGACUAAUGUUUCUUCUCUUAUCUGUCUAAUUUCUGGAUCUUUUCUCAUCAUCUUUUCUGUGAUUCGAGUUGGGAAUUAUCCGGAACGGCUCUUUCUUUGUCUCGCAUACGAUCUGCUUGCUUAUCAACCUAGUCUUUCCAACAUGUCUGCAGAUCCGGACGGCGACUCCGAAAUGGUCUCCUCUCCUGAAUCCGAAGACCUGCACCAGCCUAGCUCUCCCCAGCCCACCGGUACCCGCACACCCACCAACGGCGGCACACAUUUCAACUCCGAGCUCUCCCCUCCAGGAUCGCAGAAAGCUUCAGAGCCCGCAGCACGACCAGGCGGCAUGACAUUUACAACGGGGUCCGAGGCAGUGGAUAGGAAGGGCGAUUCGAAGACGACAGAGAAGCCCGGGGCGUCAUGGAUGAAUAAACGUGCGGAAGAGGAGUAUCAACGGGCGUUGGAGAAUGUGGUGGAUAGGGAUUUCAGUCUGAGGGAGUUUGGAGAUCCUUUCGACGAGAGAGAUGUGAACACGAACGGAUUCUGAUGAGAUGAGACGAUCUCGCAAUAACUAUGUUCCUCGGAAUUCUAUAAUGGAUAAUGGUGAAUACACACUAGGGAUGGCUUCCCCGAUCAUGACAUAUCUUAUCUCCUGACAUGUCCAACUCCUGACCAUGAAUCCGCUUUCUCAACAGCUGGGGUCGAUCGUCGUUAUAUGCUCAUGGCUUA